This is a messenger RNA of Effrenium voratum, 492 nucleotides long. NCBI's taxonomy places the organism in Eukaryota, Dinophyceae, Suessiales, Symbiodiniaceae. The record is from the annotation of a GenBank genome assembly.
AUGAGUCUUGGCAUGGAAGCCCACACAGGCUUCUUUGUCAAGUUUCUGGUCGUGCUGUUCUUUGUCAUGACCUUUGGCAAGAUUGGUCAAUUGGCAUACUGCUGGCUGAUGACUGGAGGGCUUUUGUGGUGGGUGCUGACUUCAGCACUCGGCUUUGAGCAAGCUGAUACCGUUGCGAUCCUUGCAGCAAUUUUUGGGCUGCGCUCCGUGCCCUUCCUGUACAAGCGCGUGAUCACAAUCGCCGCAACCUAUCCCCUGGCCCUCACCUUCAGGUAUGCCUCAAAGAUUUUGCCAAAGUACACCAUCGAAGAGGCCGAGUUUUUCUCUUGCGAUGGCUGCUCUCAAGAAGUUGCUGACCGCCGCAAGGCCUCUCUUCAGUCCCUGAGCGAGAAAUGGAAGAAGAAGUAUCCCAAGUGCCAGGAAUUCUCCGUGGAAUUGAAGAAGAUGAUCUCCGACUUGCGCUUCACAUCUGCGUGCUUCGUCACGCAUUAG